UUAUGCAAAAUCAAGGUCUGACCUAAUUAAAGACGAGAGUUGGCUUCUUUUUGUGCGUUUUCUUCUUGAAUAUAAGAAGACUGAGUUCUCCUUUGAUGUUGCUUCACUUGUUAUUCAUUGACUGCUUACCCAUUUUUAACAUGUGGGAAGAGAAACUAAAAGAUAAACCUGGAUUCGAACACCUUAAUGAGCCAUUGCAUGUGUUGGUGGAGGCUGAACUUCCCAAAGAUGUGAUAAAUUCUCGUUUGGACUACGUUGUUGCCAUACUAGAAAAUCUUCUGAAACCUGUGGAUGAAUCUUUGGAUAACUAUAAGAAACAACAGUUUAGGGAGUUGGCUUUACUAAAUGGUACAUUAAGGGAAGAGAGUCCGAGAAUGAGCCCGACUAUGAGCCCUAGUAUGUCACCCUUUAACGGUACUGGAAUGAAACGAGCCAAUUAUUUUAGCCAAAAACCUCUAAUAUAGUUGGAAGAUUCUUCUUACUUACAAACAUACAUAUGCAGCAUUCUCUCUUGGUGAUAAUUACUAUUAUUAUUUAUUAUAAGAUAAAUUCAUUGUAUUGUAUUUUGACUUAAUAAUAAGUAUUUUUUUUUUCGAA
This is a messenger RNA of Gossypium raimondii (Peruvian cotton), 597 nucleotides long. RefSeq names its product KH domain-containing protein At1g09660/At1g09670-like. Gene Ontology annotation, cellular component: nucleus. Gene Ontology annotation, molecular function: mRNA binding. NCBI's taxonomy places the organism in Eukaryota, Viridiplantae, Streptophyta, Magnoliopsida, Malvales, Malvaceae. The record is from RefSeq and is a predicted model, not a curated record. The transcript has 2 exons. The coding region runs from base 96 to 464 and encodes 122 amino acids. Gene Ontology annotation, biological process: regulation of mRNA splicing, via spliceosome.